Molecule: messenger RNA, 1958 nt
Organism: Ornithodoros turicata
Lineage: Eukaryota; Metazoa; Arthropoda; Arachnida; Ixodida; Argasidae
Product: medium-chain acyl-CoA ligase ACSF2, mitochondrial-like
Exons: 16
Coding region: 193-1941 (582 amino acids)
Biological process (GO): fatty acid metabolic process
Molecular function (GO): medium-chain fatty acid-CoA ligase activity
Source: RefSeq, a predicted model, not a curated record
GUUGCAAGUGCUCGCCGUCUUCCGCGAGGAAGCUAAAUACGGGGGUAUCGUGUGCUUAGAUUUCAACACACACAAAAUAAACCUCAGGUUGGCAAAGCCAGCGAGCAAUAGAAUGUGCUAGAUAGAACCACUGCGGUAGGCAGACAGCACCUUCAAGCUCUCAACUAACCAACCUCCCAGACGAGCAGCAACAUGACUUUUGCCGCUUGGCGACGGCUCUGCGUAAGGUCACAAUGGAGACGGUUGCAGGUCAUACACAGAGAGCUCAGCUACUACCACCGUCACCCACCGGCAGCUCCGCUUAUUUCCAUGACGAUGGCCGAUGCCAUCGACCGGGCAGCCGCUACUUACGGUGACAACGUUGCCAUCACGUCGUGUCAUCAAGGCUUAAAGAAGACGUACACCCAGUACAAAAAUGAUGUUGACCACCUGGCAGCCGGUUUUGUGUCCCUUGGCCUUCCUAUUGGCUCUGCAGUUGGAAUCAUCAUGGCCAACAUGUACGAGUGGGUUGUCGUUCUGUUUGCUGCAGCGAAAGCUGGGCUCGUUCUGGUGAACGUCAACACAGCGUGCAAGGUGCCUGAACUAGAGUACUGUCUGACUAAGAUUGACUGCCGUGCUCUCGUCAUAUCCGACAAGUUUGCCAGACAGGACUACUAUCGCAUGCUUCUCGAAAUAGCUCCAGAACUGGAAACGUCCGUAGCCGGAGAACUCAGAAGUUCAAGACUGCCACUUCUGAAGCACGUGAUCGUGAUGAGCAACGACAGCAAGCCAGGAACACUCUCGGAAGCAGACCUCCUGGACUCCGUGACCGGAGAGCACCGUCAGGAGAUGCACAAAAUCUGCUCUCGGAUGCAGUUCGACGCACCCUUCAACGUCCAGUUCACCUCGGGUACAACCGGAAAACCCAAGGGUGCCCUUCUGUCUCACUUCAAUAUUCUCAAUAACGCCUACACAGUUGGACGCAUCAUGGGUUAUCAUAAACAGCAAGACUCCCUCUGCUUGAACGUUCCUCUGGUCCACUGCUUCAGCUGUGUCGUAGGCACAAUUUGCGCUGCUCUCUUUGGAUCUACGGUGGUCAUGCCAGCUCCCAGUUUCAAUGGAACGGCCGCAUUGAAAGCUAUCUCAGCUGAAAAGUGCACAACUCUGUAUGGGACGCCGACCAUGUUCAUUGACAUGAUGCGAGAAGUGGACACUCCUGGUACUUCAAACGAUGUUUCAUCUGUCUCGAAAGGCGUCAUGUCUGGAGCUCCUUGUCCACCAGAAGUAAUUAAGGGUGCCAUGCAAAAAUUGAAUGUAAAGCGGAUGCAAAUCGUUUACGGUACCACAGAAUGCAGUCCCGUUAUUACAGCAACUGACCCCAGCGAACCUCUCGAGAAAUGGAUACACACUGUUGGAAAAGCAAUCGACCACGUCGAGGUAAAGAUCGUGGACAGGGAGAAUCGUAUAGUCCCGUUCGGCACGAUAGGAGAACUGUGUGCCAGGGGUUACCUUGUCUUCCCUGGUUACUACGGGGAUGAGCAGAAGACGCGAGAAUCAGUCGAGAACAACUGGUAUCAUACUGGCGACGAAGCCACUAUGAGCGAGGAUGGUCACGUGACAAUUUACGGACGUAUGAAAGAUAUGAUCAUCCGCGGAGGUGAAAACAUUUACCCGCGAGAGAUUGAAGAUGUUCUCUACACUCAUCCACAUAUUGGAGAAGUGCACGUCUGCGGCGUUCCAGAUGCCCGACUGGGCGAAGAAGUUUGUGCGUGGAUCAAAACGAAAACUCGGAAGACUUUAGAAGAAGACGAUGUUAAAAGCUUCUGCAAGGAAAGAUUGAGCUACUUCAAGGUUCCCAAGUACAUCGUGUUCGUCGACGGCUUUCCCAAGACUGUAACUGGCAAAAUCCAGAAGUUCAAAAUGCGAGAGGAAUCGGUACUUAAGUUGAAGCUAAAAGAAUGAACAAAUCUCAGAUUUCA